Purpureocillium takamizusanense is the source of this 1793-nucleotide messenger RNA. RefSeq names its product gamma-tubulin (gene TUB4). Gene Ontology annotation, biological process: mitotic spindle organization; microtubule nucleation; mitotic cell cycle. The transcript has 7 exons. Gene Ontology annotation, cellular component: gamma-tubulin complex; microtubule; nucleus. Gene Ontology annotation, molecular function: structural constituent of cytoskeleton; GTP binding. The coding region runs from base 82 to 1473 and encodes 463 amino acids. NCBI's taxonomy places the organism in Eukaryota, Fungi, Ascomycota, Sordariomycetes, Hypocreales, Ophiocordycipitaceae. The record is from RefSeq and is a predicted model, not a curated record.
AUCCACUGUCUCUUGUCUGGGGCCGUUUGCUGCGCUGAGCCUGCUUCCUCGGCAGCUUGACCCUACAGACAUUCGACCACGAUGCCACGAGAAAUCAUUACGAUCCAGGCCGGGCAGUGCGGCAACAGCAUCGGAAGCCAGUUCUGGCAGCAGCUCUGCCAGGAGCACGGGAUCAGUCAGGAUGGCACUCUCGAGGACUUUGCGACCGAAGGCGGCGACCGAAAGGACGUGUUUUACUACCAAAGCGACGAUACACGAUACAUCCCGCGUGCCAUUCUGAUUGACCUGGAACCGCGGGUCAUCAAUGGCAUCCAGACGGGGCCGUACCGAAACAUUUACAAUCCCGAAAACUUUUACGUCGGCAAGGACGGUAUGGGCGCGGCCAACAACUGGGGCGACGGCUACCAGAGCGGCGAGGCGGUGUUUGAGGACAUAAUGGAGAUGAUUGAGCGCGAGGCGGACGGCAGUGACUCUCUAGAGGGAUUCAUGAUGCUGCACUCGAUUGCGGGCGGCACGGGCUCGGGGCUGGGUUCCUUCCUGCUCGAGCGACUCAACGACCGGUUCCCCAAGAAGAUUAUACAGACGUACUCGGUAUUCCCGGACACGACCAAUGCGGGCGACGUGGUUGUGCACCCGUACAACAGCAUCUUGUCCAUGCGAAGGCUAACGCAGAACGCUGAUUCAGUGGUGGUGCUGGACAAUGGCGCCCUGUCACACAUCGCGGCGGACAGGCUGCACGUGCAGGAGCCGUCUUUUCAGCAGACAAACCAGCUGGUCGCGACAGUCAUGUCGGCGAGCACGACGACGCUGCGCUAUCCGGGCUACAUGCACAACGACCUCGUAAGCAUCCUGGCGUCGCUGAUCCCCACACCGCGAUGCCACUUCCUCAUGACGGCGUACACGCCCUUUACGGGAGACCAGGUGGAGCAGGCCAAGACGGUGCGCAAGACGACGGUGCUGGACGUGAUGCGGCGGUUGCUGCAGCCCAAGAACCGCAUGGUGUCGACGGUGCCGGGCAAGAAGAGCUGCUACAUCUCCAUCCUCAACGUGAUCCAGGGCGAGGUGGACCCGACGGACGUGCACAAGAGCCUGCUGCGGAUCCGCGAGCGGCGGCAGCUGGCCACGUUCAUCCCGUGGGGACCGGCGAGCAUCCAGGUGGCCCUGACGAAGCGCAGCCCGUACAUUCCCAUGAGCCACCGGGUGAGCGGCCUGAUGCUGGCCAACCACACGAGCAUCGCCACGCUGUUCAAGCGCAUCGUCAGGCAGUAUGACAGCAUGCGCAAGCACAACGCCUUCAUCGAGGGGUACAAGAAGACGGCGCCGUUUGCGGAGAACCUGCACGAGUUCGACGAGGCACGGCAGGUGGUGGCGGACCUAAUUGGGGAGUACGAGGCGGCCGAGAACGCAGACUACCUGAACCCCGAAGGCAGAAACCUGCCCACGUCGGCGGAGACGGACAGGAGGGUCGGUUGAGGGUCUUUUCCUGGGGAUGAUUCCGACAUGACGGGCACCGUCACGGGGGCACUGACUGUGUUGAAGAAGAAAAGAGGCCCACGCAAGGCACAAAACGGAGAUAUGGCGUUUUGGGAUUUUAGGACAGGUCUCUCUAUGGUGCUCUAUGUUCAAGUAGGCGUGUGCUGAAUGGAAGCGAACGGAUGUGUCUUGAACUGGGUCUGUCGUGCUCGGUCCAGCUUCCAUGUGACGGAACCAUGGUGUGUGCUGUUCGCCAUGGGGAGCUGAGAUUCGCGGGGCACACCAACAAGGGAGACAACAGCCAUCUAUCUACCUUCCCC